GUGGGUGCUCCCUAGCUGGAAACAGAGAUGGAAUGGGCUAGCAAUUGUAACAGCCUGGAAGGUCAAAAUACUUCAGAUUGAGUUCUCUUGUGGUAGUAUGGCACCAGAUGUCUUCCGAUCUCUCAGCGUUCCUAGAUGGCAGGGAUGCAAACUCUCUCCUCAAACGUUCUCCACGGGCCAAUGGCUUCCUGGAGGAGUUUCGGCAGGGUAACAUUGAGAGGGAGUGUGCCGAGGAGAGCUGCAGCUUUGAGGAGGCCAAUGAAGUGUUUGAAAAUAAGGAGCGAACGAUGGAGUUCUGGAAAAACCGCAGCAUCUACACAGUGAACAGCAAUGCUGAUUCCCGCUUGGAGCGCCCGGACACUGUGUACAUGGUAGUGCCUCUCCUGGGCGUGGCUCUCCUCAUCAUCAUCGCCCUCUUCCUCAUCUGGCGCUGUCAACUGCAGAAGGCCACGCGCCGGCGUCCGGCCUACACCCAGAAUCGCUAUCUGGCUAACCGAAAUGCCCGCAGCCUCCCGCGCAUCCUGGUGCACCGGGACCCUCCCUCACAUUCAGAGAACUCUAACGCCAAUGACAGGCCAGGCGUGGGGGUCAGCAGUGGCGAGAGGGGCAGGGUUUCGGUCGCACCACAAGACGGACAUCAUCACUCCAGCCACUCUCAGAACAAUCGCUCCCUGUAUGUACAAGAUUCAUCUUUGUCCGUGGCUUCCCACCUCUCCGGAGCGACCCCACCGCCUUCCUAUGAGGAAGUUACCGGCCACUUAGAGAGCAGCAGCGAUGAGACUACAGCCCCUUACAGUGAUCCUCCACCCAAAUAUGAGGAGAUAGUGCUAGAAAAGUGAGAUCUUUCAUAAAAGAGGAUUCAUAUAGCGGUAACCAAACGUUAAGGAUGCACUGGUUCCCAAGCACUGAUCUUAAUGUGGCUCUCACUCUGAACAGAGUGUGCAGGCUAUGAACGUGUACGGUCUUCUUUUGUCGUAGAUCGUGGACUGCACUAAUAAACGUGGUUGUUUUUCAAGUCGGAGAGGGGCCUCCUGCCUUCACACUCAUGCAGCCUUCUCACUGUUUCUCUCCUUCUUCGGCUGCAGUGGCUGCCCUUCAGAACAAAAAUGUGUAGAAGUAAGUGAAGAAGAGAUACAUCCCUCACAAGAGUUGCCAAGUUGUGCGCUGCAUUGUAAUCGCAUCAGGCUUCAAGCUUCAGAGCCUGCUAGGAAUCAGGAUUGUGACAAAUCCAACUGGUGUAUGGUAGAAAUGUGCAGACACACUGAAUAUUCAUAGUGUGUGCAUGCUGUCCUUUCUUGCAUUCAUAAAGUCAUGAUUUCACAAUUCCCUUACACCACGUAUACUAAUACCAGUAUCUCUGAUCCAUGCCAACGUCCUUAGAAUUAAUUAACACUGAUGGGAACAGAACAAAUCCAAAGCACAUAUCUGUAAAAUUGAAGAAAAUGCACUCACAGGUAUGCACACAAUUCGAUUGUUUACAGACACAUUCACAGAAAUUUACAUUGAAUGUAAUGCGUUUGUUUCGUGUGGAGCUAGGCCUUAGAAACACGUAAGAAUAGUCAAUCAAAUCGUCUGCUCGGUUGCUCAUUAUUUUACGGUUAUUGUGAGAUUUUACCUCAAAUGCUGUGCUCACACAAUCACUCUCUCUCAAGACACAAAUGCACACACACACACACACACAACUGUGUUUUGGGCCCAAUCAUUGGAUAAUACAACAUUCCAGGCCCUCGAUGUUUUUGUUUUGUUGUUCUCACCGUUGUUCUUAGACUGUUUACAGUGUGUUUUAUUACUCUUUUUAAUAACAGUGUAAAAACUGUGUGAAUUUGUACAGAGCUUUCUGUUGCUUUUGACAUUACUAGGUGCUAUACUGUACUAUAAUGCUGCUUGUUCUCACCUUCUUUCCCUCCUCAUCACUAUCUCUCUGUGUAUACUCCUUGUGCUCUAUCUAGUCAACCAAACUGCCCAUCUAUUAAACGCGGCUGAAUCACAUUUUCCAGCUCAGGUUUAAGCCAAUGAACUGCUGCCAUUGUAGUAAAUGUGUAAAUAAUCUCAAUCUCUCACACUGCCAACUUCUGAGUGACUGGGAUAUUUGACUUAAGGCAUGGUAACAUUUACCAACGUUCGCUGAAUUUUUGCUUGCAAAAUACAGUUAUUUGCGCUGACGGCAUAAGAUUGCCUUAGGCAGAUUUCACAACGUUUGCUCAAAUUAGCCGGUUUGACCACAACAUUUUGCGAAUAUGACCAGACUUUUGAGUUGUGAUGGGAAUAUUGCUGUAUCAAUCCAAUAUAAAUGUAAAAGUGACAUUGCAAGGCAUCAGUGGGUUGAUGAGCAAAGCACUAAAACUAAUGAAGCCUUAAUAGAUCAAACCGAUUGAAUAAAUAUACAAACACAGUAUUUGAAAGAUGUACUGGGGAAGUGCGUUUUGACCUUGCUUCUGCUCAUUGAAAAUGGAGGAAUUGCAAACGACUAACUUGAUUUGGGGCUUGGCUCAAGUCUCUUGGGCCUCUUUCUCCAGCCGCAACAAUCAGUCCCACAAUGCCCCAGCUCAGUAGACAGCAUUGAUAACGGCUGGCACGGACCGCAGAUCAGUUUCAGGCUUGGUUGCUGUUGAAAGACUGAUAAGAGAAUAGCAUAGACAACUCACUAUAGCAGACGAUGAGCGUUACGAGAUGAGCUGGACUGCUGGUAGCUUCAGUGAGUUGUAAGUUAUGGCUGAACGUCACAAUGCCGCAUAAAGCAACAGGUUUCUAUUGUAACAACAUCGUGUCAGAGGUAGCAAGAGAGAUCUGUAUGCGUGAAGAAAUGUGUGGGAGAAUAUGUGUGUACGUGUUCGUAUCUAUGCCUGUUGCCAGCGCUCAUGUUCCUGUCUAGGGUUUGUGCUAGUAAGAAUGUGCCACAGAAGCCACAGGCUUUGGUUUAUAUGCUAAAUGUUAUAUCCUAAACCAAAACAUGAUUCAUCAUUGUUGUUCUUCAAGCCAAAUUGCAUGAUUUUUCUCAUCAAUAAUGAUAUGUAUUUUAUUUUUGUAUAUUGUUUUGCAUUUAUAUAUACCGUAUAUGUUUCCACUGUGGUUCUUAAUUAUCUUAAAUCUGUUUGUGCUAGUUACAACAAUUUUGCAUUUAAAUGUAAACACGUUUUAUGAACAUAAGCACUGGUAUUGAAAUUCAUAAUUAUGACAGAAUUGUACAUUUGUUUGUCUUGUAUCAGAUUUCCUUCAUUUUAGGCAUCAUGGCAAUUUCUAUACCAAAUGGAUAUAAUAUACUCAAAUAUCCAUUUAGUGUGAAUAUACAUUGCAUAUAAUCAGUUGCACAUGAAAGUCAGUUGCGUAAAUAGUAAACUGAUGCAUGAAUCCAGAUUUAUUUUUUAUUUUGUUUUAGAAAUAUUUCUUCAUAUUUAAAAAAAGAAUCAACACAGCUCUGAGAGCUCAGUUUAAUUCAUGUUGAGUGCUUUGUGUUUUGCCACAGACUUGUUAAAAGCGUGAACUAUCAAUGAAGUAUGUAUCCCACCCACAGACAAUGAUCAUUUAUUGCUCUUUAGUACUUUUAAUUAGGCUUUAAUUGUGUUUAAUAGACCACUGACUUUAAAAACAGCCAGAAGUCUUUAGAGUCUUCCAUAACAAAUCUAUAUAGCUUUUCUUUAAAGACUGGUCUCACAUGGAUCUUAACAGAGCUUCCAAUGAGAUUGAUAUGUUUUGAAAAAUUAAGUUGUUCCUGUUCUGUCACAAACAUCAUUUCAUUAAAUUUUUAUUUGCAGUACAUAUUAUAUUUGGCUAAAGAGUUGUGAUUAGAUAACUUAUUUUCGUUUCCCUGAGGUUCUAUUAUAGUUUGUGUUCAUAUUUUUAAUUAGUUUUCGAUUUUUAUUUUCCAUUUUAAAUAAUGUAGUUUUUGUCAUUUAUUAUUUUUUUUAUAUGUUUUUGCAUAGAUUUAUAGUACAUUCUGUAUAGGGUUUAGUUUAAUAAAUUUUAGUGCAUUAAGUUAACAAGCUGAAAUAUAUAUAUUUUUUUAUGUUUAAUAACCCUGUUAGAAAAACACUACAUGUUUACAUUUUGCUCAAAAAUGUGUAUUUAUGGCCACGGUAUAUAUCCAAAACAUAUGCAUUUGUUAAAUUAAGGGAGAUAAAACAACAUUGCACAUGUAUGAUACUUGAGAAGUGUUUUCCUUUCCCUGAGAUCACACUUUUAUUAAAUGUUCUAAGUGCCAAUUUACUUUUUGUGAAAACAAUGAUGUUCUUGGAUAAUAAUCUAUUAAAAAUGGAAAAACGCUGUAUAUA
Molecule: messenger RNA, 4268 nt
Organism: Carassius auratus (goldfish)
Lineage: Eukaryota; Metazoa; Chordata; Actinopteri; Cypriniformes; Cyprinidae
Product: transmembrane gamma-carboxyglutamic acid protein 3-like
Exons: 4
Coding region: 108-839 (243 amino acids)
Cellular component (GO): extracellular region
Molecular function (GO): calcium ion binding
Source: RefSeq, a predicted model, not a curated record